CUCUCGUUUUUCUUUCCCCGUCGUCCACUCCCCACCGGUUCCGCUCGUGCGCGCCGCCGCCGCUCGCCACCAGCUUCCGCGCCCAGGAGCUACGCGCGCGCGAGAGACAGCGGGUCGCGGGCUCGCCGCAGAUAGGAGUGGGGCGGCACAGGGCACCCGCCUGUGUUUUGCGCCGCGCCGCCGGCGUCUGCCGUCGCUGGCCACUAGCCCCCGCCGCCGGGAAGCCGCCGUGACUCCGUCAGUCUCAUCGGUCUUGAGCGCCCCCUCCCCCUCCAUCUCCUCCUCGUCUCCUAUCGCGAUACUUGGCGCACUGAUCCGUGUGAUAAUUGUUGCUUAUACAUCGAACAACUAGCUAUUGGCCACGGAGAGUCGGAGACGCCUGCGUUAUGUUAAAUCCACCCAACGAUGAAACAAUUUCAAGCUUAAUGAACCUCUCUCCUUUCAAGCUGGAUAUUGACGAGCUCGUAGCUGAUUAUGCCAAGGAAAACUGCACGUCACUUGCUGAUUUCAAGCGAGUGUGGAUGGCAAAGAAGUUUUCUUAUAUCUAUGAAGGCAGACCUAAGACGAACUCGGGUGUCUUCAUGCAGUCCCUAUUUUUGCAUUGUAUUGGUCAUAUGACUUCUCAAAGUUCUCUACCCCAAAGAUUGGCUGGGCUUUACUGCCUUUACUGUCUGUAUGAGUGCCAACCAUACAAGCCACAAUUUAAGAUUUAUUUGUCUCUUGAGGAGUGCAAGCAACUGAAAGACUCCGUCGUUAUGGCUAAGCAAAAUGGAGUGCUUCUUGUACCAGCGCUUGUCAAAAGGAUGUUGGACAAAGGCAUGUUUUUGUUUGGCUUCAUCAAUUUGCUUAGUGACAAUGGGGAGAAGCAGGUUGAGGAAUUAACUGAAUUCCAGAAUAAACGAGCAAAAUUUGCUUGUGACAAGUUGUUUGUGAAUACCCAAGUAGAGAGUUAUAUGCACAUGGACUUGGGUGCGGAGUUUGAACUUGAUAGCAUCAAGAAAUUGUCAAAGGAGUAUGCUGAAGCCAAGGAAUUGGCCCUUGCAGAGGCAAGCCAAACCAUCGAUGUUGAAGAUGCUAAGCACGUCCUUCAGAAUGACAAACUGUUGGGUGACAGGGUAGGUGAAGUUGUCAAAGAAUGGGACGCCCAGAAGGAAGAGUUCUACGAGAAAACAGGAUUAUCUCGUGACAAUGAGCUCGCGGUGUUUGAAAAUGAUGAAUCGGGAGCACUUAAUUAUGAAGACGACGGCUUUGACGAGAUAACACAGCUGCUGCUAGAGUGAAGAACGUCUACAUAGACUGUAAACUCUUACAGUAGUGUACCCGCUCAGCAUGGUGUAUUAAAAGAUGAAAUCCUUGGCUGGCUUAGUAGAUCGUUUGACUGUUGACCUCUCAGUGUUCUCUAUGCUGUACAUUACAAACAAAGCCUUGGAUGAAGCUUACCUCAGGUACUGAUGUGCUUA
Molecule: messenger RNA, 1460 nt
Organism: Phragmites australis (common reed)
Lineage: Eukaryota; Viridiplantae; Streptophyta; Magnoliopsida; Poales; Poaceae
Exons: 8
Coding region: 387-1280 (297 amino acids)
Biological process (GO): snRNA transcription by RNA polymerase III; snRNA transcription by RNA polymerase II
Cellular component (GO): snRNA-activating protein complex
Molecular function (GO): sequence-specific DNA binding
Source: RefSeq, a predicted model, not a curated record